GGCGGCGGGAGGCGGUGGUGCCCCGGGGGCAGGGCUACGGCUGGGGCUAGCGGCGGCGCCAGGCGGUGCGCGGCGCAGGCUCCUCCCGCAGGCAGCCCGCCAGCCCCUCUCCUCUAUCCCUCCCUCCCUCCUUCCCUGCCUCCCGCCCCGGCUUCAUCCCUCCUUCCUGCCAGCGCUGCGCACUGCUGCCCGCCGAAGCUGGGCCGCCUGGGACCGCGCCGCGGGCAGCCCCCUCGCACACCCCCUUCUCCUCGGCAUGAGGCUGCCGCAGGGCACGGCGAGGCGGCGGCGGGUACUUAAUGUGACUGCCCACUUCAGCAUUCAGCUUUCCCAUACUGAAGACUGAGGACCAAGCCUGCCACAGGCUCCUGCCAACACUGCAAAUAACUGACCAGUUUGUUGGAAGAUGUUUAUUCUUGCUUGAACCUUGUCUUCUGAAAACAAACAUUAGAAGAAUGAGGAAGAACUCAAGCCUUUCCUGCCUUAUAGCACUAGCUUUUUUAUGUUUAAGAAGCUUAAUAUAUAGCCAAGAGAUAGGGUCUCUGGGGCGGCCUCAGAACCUGAAAUGUGUAACGCACAACUUACGUAAAAUGAUCUGCGCUUGGGAUGUCUCUUCUGAAGGAAGACAAACAGAUAAUGGACAGACUGACUUUUGCUACACUAACAAUGACCUUCUCUCUCCAGUGUGUUUUAAAACUAAGGAGAAAAGAGUUGAGAUUCCAGUUCCAGAGAGCUCCAGCAUGGUGACAAUAACCACAAACAGCAUUUCUGGCACUGCCUUUGCUACCAAAAAGUUUGAAAUUCAUAAGAAAGACAUCUCACUUGUUCCUCUCACUCCACGCAUUCUUAGUCUAACACCUGACUUUUCAACUGCCACAUUAAAUCUGAAGUGGAGUGAUAAUGGAUCAAACUUCUCAUAUGGACUGGAUGCUGUUUGGCAGAUUCAGAUACUCCGUAAAAAAGGAACAGAAAAGGUCACACAAGCAACCUACUAUUCAAAACUGAUUCAUGAAGAUGCCAUUCUUUCUUGGAACUGGACAUCAGACAUGCCCUUGGAGUGCACAUCACACUAUGUGAAGAUUCGCUGUUACAUUAACGUAACACAGUUUCCUGGCCCCAAGGAUUGGAGUGACUGGAGCCCCAUGGAAGAGAUCCCUGGAAAAGAUACUGAGCCCAGUGGGAGUGGAGUGUUUCCUCAAGACACUGUGGUGGCAGUAGGUUCAGAUGUGACAAUUUGUUGUGUCCAUGAAGAAGGACAGCAGAUACUACAGAUGACUUACGGUCGAGAAACAUACCCAAUGAUACGUCUGAGCAGUCGGAGCAGUGCAAUCAGAGUGCUCAAUGCCAGUGCUUCAGAUACCAGUGGAACAAAUGUAGUAUGCAUGAUGUCUGAAGAUGAGAUGGAAGGAACUGUCUUGUUUGUUGGAUAUGCCCCUGAUGUUCCCCAGAACCUCAGCUGUGAAACAUCCAACUUUUUGAUAAUAAAAUGCACCUGGAAACCAGGCAGACCCAGUGGACUUUAUGGAAAACGAGGAACAAAGUACAGUUUAUUUGAAAGAAUAUCUGGUAAAAAUGUUUCAUGUGAAGUCAAUGAAAUUAACAAAGACCGUGUCUGUGGCUUUCAAGUACUGCCUGAUCAGAAAGUCUACAGUUUCAUCCUGGGUGUCUCCAAUCCUAUUGGGCAAACACAGUCAUCACUUCUGGUUAAUUUAACUCAAAGAGUUCAUCCAAAAGCUCCAGAAAAGUUGACUGUUUCUGCCAACAGCUCUACCAGUGUCCAUCUGCAUUGGUUUAUAAACGGCAGCUUUGCUGAGAUUAGGCUUCUGUGUCAAAUUGAAAUUAGCAGUGGUCACUCUGGGCAAAAAGUGCAGAAUGUGUCCAGGCCUGGUGGAAAAUUCUCAACUUACACAGCCCUGGUGAACACAUUGCACCCAUACACAAAAUACCGGUUCAGGGUGCGCUGCUCAGCUGCUGACCACUUCUGGAGGUGGAGUGACUGGAGCAGGAUAGAGGAGUACAUGACACUGGAAGCCCCUCCUGCAAGAGGACCAGAUAUCUGGAGAGAGAGAAGUCCUUCUGGAAAAAGUCUGAAAAUCUACUGGAAGCCUUUAUCCCGUUCUGAAGCCAAUGGGAAGAUAGUGUCUCAUGAAGUGUCCUGCUACCUGCUGAACACACCACUGGAGUAUAAAGAAGUCAUUGAGCCUUCAAACAGUACUGAGAUAAGACUUGGAAAAAAUGACUGUGUCAUUAGUGUUGUAGCCAAAAACCAUGCAGGGUCAUCUCCUCCUUCGAGGAUAACAAGUGUGGAACUUCCAAGUGGCAAUGUCAAAACAGAUCGGGCCGUGGCAAUGGGGAAUGGAAUUUAUAUUUCUUGGAAUUCUUACCCCAACAUGACCUGUGGCUACAUAGUAAAAUGGUGUCAUUCGUCUGGCUCUGAACCCUGUAGUGUGGACUGGCAGAAGUUUCCUUCAAAUAAAACAAAUGCAGUGAUAAAGUCUGCUCUGUUUAGACCUGGCAUAAGAUACAACUUUUCACUAUAUGGCUGCCAAUCCAGUGGAUAUCAGUUACUGAAAAACAUAACCGGGUACAUGAAGGAGCUGCCUCCAAAACGUGCACCAAAUUUUACUGUGGAGGAAACCUCUUCAGAUUCUAUAUUGGUAAAAUGGGAAGACAUUCCUAUUGAAGAUUGCCAGGGCUUUUUAGAGGGAUACCGGCUUUCCUUUGCAAAAGGUGAAAAAGAUGCUUUAAAGCCUAGGCUUUCAGAAUCAGGGAAUCCAGAACUUAAAGUUAAGAAUAUCACUGACUUAACAAAGAAGUCUUUGAAAAUACUUGAUCUUCAAGGCAAAACAAGUUACCAACUGGACCUACAAGCCUACACUGCUGGUGGGUUGAGCCCUCCAAACAGCCUCUAUGUGGUGACAAAGGAAGAUUCUAUUGGGUUAAUCAUUGCAGUUCUCAUCCCCGUGGCAGUGGUUGUGCUGCUUGGAGUGGUGGCCAGCAUCUUCUGCUACCGAAAGAGGGAAUGGAUUAAGGAAACAUUUUACCCAGAGAUCCCAAAUCCUGAGAACAGUAAGGCACUGCAGUUUCAGAAGAACAUCUGUGAGGGCAGUAAGACACUUAAAACACUGGAAAUGAACCCAUGCACUCCCAAUAGUGUUGAAGUGGUGGAAACACAAUCUGCAGCUCCCAAGAUUGAAGACACAGAGAUGAUAUCCCCAGCAGCAGACACCACUGUGCCUGAAGAUGGCUCUGACUCGGAAACAGAAAACCACGUGGUUGUGUCCUACUGCCCCCCUAUCAUUGAAGAGGAGAUCUCAAAUGCCCCUAUGGAUGAACCUGUGGGGUCAUCUCAGGUGGUCUACAUUGACAUCCAGUCAAUGUAUCAGCCUCAGAUUAAAGCAGAAGAGGAGCCAGACAUAGACAUAGUGACGACAGCAGGCUAUAAGCCACAAAUGCAGCUGCCUAUCAGUGCUCUGAAAGUAGAGAGUCGUUUACCUACAGAGGAAGAAUUGAACAAAACUGCAGGUUACAGACCCCAAGGAAACACAAAUGCCUGGACCGUGGACACUCCGGACUCUCCUGGAUCAGUUGAAAGCAACAAUGAAAAUGCAUCUUUUGGGAGUCCAUGUUCCAUUAAUUCCCGACAGUUUCUGCUUCCCUCAAAAGAUGAUGAAGACUCUCCCAAACCCAGUAACACAGGGUGGUCCUUCACACACUUUUUUCAGAACAAAGCAAAUGAUUAACAGUCAGUCCUUGUUGUACCUGAACUUGCCUUCUAAAUAAGCUUACUGCUGAUGUUGUAAAAAAAGGAAGAAGUGUGAAAGGCAUGAAUUAUUGUUGCAAACAGUCAGCAGAGGUUCUAGUGAGCUGAGUGUUACCAUGUUUGAGUUAGCAAAAGUUACCAUUUUAACAGAGGCUGAGGGGGCAAAGUUAUAGCAAUUUAGUUUAUUGCUCUAGUAAACUACAUUGGAUGUGAGGGGGUAUUGAGUUUAGACCUCUUGAUAAUCCCAAUGAACUCUGCCUACCUUCACAUAGUGCUCAGAGAUUAAUAUAGCCUCAUCCAACCUAUAGCUCAGAAAGAUUGCUUUGCUCCAUUGUAGUUGUCCUCAACUGUGCAUACUCAAAUGAUGCAAACCCAGCAAGUUUCCCUUCUGAAGGUUUCAUUUAUCACAAGCCUCAGCCUAACACAUGGAAACAAUGUGGUUGGAAACUGUUGAGAUCUUUUACCUAGCUACAGACUAGGUAUAAAAUGACAGUAGUUAUUUUUUUGUUUUGUUUUGUUUUGUUUGUUUAUUUUUUUCAUUUUAACCCUUCUCCCAUAUGGAAGGGCAUUGUCACUGUUUAACACCUUUGAAGCAAUGGCCAUUCAAAUCUGUUGCUUUUUUAACUAGACACUAGUUUCUGUACUUACUGUACAAUGUUCAUUCAAUGUUUGACUCAGGGGUGUACAAACUUGGGGAAAAAAGAAAAAAAACCUGUAACACUGAUUUAAACCUCAACAAGAACUGCAUAAAGUUUAGAACUGUUUCUUUUUUUUUUCCUCCUCUUUUUUUUUCCUCCUUUUUUUUCCUUUUAUUUUAGAAUGCUGUAUUGCACUAAUGCAUUCUCCAUAUCAUAGCUUCAGCUCCAGAUCUCCUGCUUCAAAGUGGUACAACACUCCCUUCUUCCCCCCAGUCUUCAGCAGUCUUUGCACUAUACAGUAAUGUAUACCAUGGGGAUAUCUUUCUACUAAAUACUAACUGUCCAAACAGUUUGGCAUGUGAAAUUAGAGGUAGUAGUACUAACUCCUUGAGAACAAAUUACUCUUUCAGUGCUCUUUAUUGUAUUAGCUUUGCCACCUGCUGCCUGUCAGUCCUUCAGUAUCCACCCAACAGAACCUUCUCUACAAAUCCCACCUGGGAGUACAAGGUGGGGUUUCUUUGGUGGCAGGGAGAAACCCCAGGAGGUUUUAGUGCCACUAGUUCUACCUCUCCUUUUAUCAGACAUGUGAUGGAAAGAAAGCUUAAAUGUGCUUCAAGGAGUAUUUAGAACAAUCAUCUUUGGAAAGCCUUGUGCUCACAUAUGCAUCUUUAGGCAGCUGUAAUUGUAACAUUUCACUGUGUCAACUUCAGACUGUGGAACACAUUAAUUUCUCUAGCUUACAGGAAAAAAAAAAAAGUGUUGUUUUGUUUGAUUUUUUUUUCUUUUUAAUUUACCUGUUCUGUAACAUACAACACAUUGGUGAGAAGUCAGAUGUGAAAGAGCUUGAUCAAAAAGUGUGUCUGUAAAGUCCUAACUGAC
This is a messenger RNA of Pogoniulus pusillus (Red-fronted tinkerbird), 5280 nucleotides long. RefSeq names its product LIF receptor subunit alpha (gene LIFR). The coding region runs from base 456 to 3743 and encodes 1095 amino acids. Gene Ontology annotation, cellular component: signaling receptor complex; external side of plasma membrane; membrane. Gene Ontology annotation, molecular function: ciliary neurotrophic factor receptor binding; oncostatin-M receptor activity; cytokine binding. The record is from RefSeq and is a predicted model, not a curated record. NCBI's taxonomy places the organism in Eukaryota, Metazoa, Chordata, Aves, Piciformes, Lybiidae. The transcript is spliced from 21 exons. Gene Ontology annotation, biological process: positive regulation of cell population proliferation; cytokine-mediated signaling pathway.